Osmia lignaria (orchard mason bee) is the source of this 1569-nucleotide messenger RNA. RefSeq lists its product as uncharacterized. The record is from RefSeq and is a predicted model, not a curated record. NCBI's taxonomy places the organism in Eukaryota, Metazoa, Arthropoda, Insecta, Hymenoptera, Megachilidae.
CUUAAUUCAACUCGUCAAAAAUAUAUUUAAAAAUUCACAUAUAAAUUAACUAGUUAAUUUAUCUUUUAAAAUUAUGUUUUAUUGUCAUUAUGGUACAUAUACGUAAAAAUGUCUCGGCCUUUGUUAAAUUUAUCUAAAAGCGGUCUUAAUGUCAAUGAAAGUCGUAAAUUAUCAUCUAAAACGCUUAAAUUUAAAAAGUCAAUAACUGUAACAAGUCGAAAAUGCAGUUCAAAUUUGAAAAAUCAAGACCGAUUAUUAGGAGGAGCAGAUGCACCCGUUGAAACAGAAGAUAUAAACACGACAAAAGAAAUUUCUGAGAAUACUUCUAUUGAAGUGGAAACUAUUGAUCAAACAUCUACUUCUAACAUAGAAAAUGGAAAAAUCUCAUUUCCCUCAAAUGGACCAUGUUGCUCUUGUUUAUCACAAGUACCAGGAUCAACUGGAGAUAAGAAGGUAGAUGAAAUGAUCGACGAUGUGCAUCAAAAUUUACAAGAAGCGGGUAAAGCAUUGGCCACCUUAAGCGAAAAUUUUGAGCACGAAUCAAAGUUGAUGUUCGUCGACAUACUCGGCCGAAUACAACAGUGGACCAAUAUAGUUCAGGCCAAGUUGGAUCUUUGCAAAGCGGUUAUUGAAGCUUUACGCAAAGAGCUAAUGGCACGAGCUUGUGAAAUUGCCAAUCUUAGGAAAUUGUUGGCAGAAUGUGAGGAACGUGAAAAACAAGCUGUAUCUACUCAAACAAGUACACCACCACCCCAAGAAGAACAACACAAAACGGUUGUAGACAAUAUCGAUGACAUAGAACCUGAUGAACCAAUAGAAGAUAAAACAGAUAAUGAUGAAGAAAAAGCGGACAAGGAAGAAAGUCAACAAGGAAGAGAUACCUUAGAAAUUGUUUGUACAGAUGCAGCUAUUCAGUCGAUCCUAAAAGAUAAAGAUAGAAUGAGACGUGAAAUGGAGCUGGAAGCUGAAAUAUCGAGGCUUCGCAAAGAGAACGAGCGUAUUAUAAAAGAACGUGCAGAAUAUGAAAACGCGAUACAGCGAGCAUUAUUGAGAGGUGUUUCAUCUUUGAACGUCGAGGCAUUGAGAGUUUUACGUUGUCCACCGAUUCCAUGUUGCAGUCCUUGUGCACCUUGUCCUACUGCUACUAUGAAAUCGACCAUGGGCAAGAAAGGUUGCGUCACGCAAAAACGUAUUGAAAAUGGAAAAGGUUGUAUUCGGGAAGCUGAUUCUUACACCAUAAAGCGACCUUGCGGCAGUCCUUGUUGUUCUGGAGGAAAAAACCAGAAGUCGGUAUCUAACAAUAGUAUGAUCUUCCUUCUUCAUCAAAAUGACGCAGAAAACAUUUGUGGCUCGAAGACUAUCAAAAUGCCGCAAGUUUGUGGCUCACCAUUAAUGAAGAAGAUUGAAAUACCGCCGUGUCCUAGAUACACUAAAUAACUAUUAUAUUUUGUUAUCAAACUUCAUUAAUGUUAUUCUCAGACAGGCGAUCAAAAUUAAUUUGUAACUUGAUAGGUUUAUAUUAUUCCUAUUGUAACGGAGAGAAUAAAAACACGAUGUUGAAAGUAUAAA